This is a messenger RNA of Enterobius vermicularis (human pinworm), 807 nucleotides long. The record is from the annotation of a GenBank genome assembly. Lineage: Eukaryota; Metazoa; Nematoda; Chromadorea; Rhabditida; Oxyuridae.
AUGCGUUCUAAAAUUUUGCUUCUACGGCCUCCUACCGACGAACCAACGCCGUUACUAUGGCGUCAUAGUGUUCCGAAAUUUUUUCUGCCAAAAACUGAUUGUUGGAAACGUCUAAGUGAUCCAGGUGUUGUCGAAGAAGAAUGUAAAGCAAAGAAUGCAAAACUGUGGCAAACGGUAGAAAAUUAUAAGCGAAAAUUUAAGGACCUAAUAAAAAUUCAAGACGAUUGGAUUGUUUUCACUGAAAAUGGCGCUAUUGAUGUCGAAAAAACGGCACUCAUUUCGUUGGUUUCUGUAACAAUUAUUGGAAACUGGAGCUUAGACUUACGAAGCGAUUUCGAAAAGGAAUGUGCUGUUAGACUUAGUGGUACUUCAUUGCCAACGCCUGUCGAAUAUGCGAUUACUGGAAGAUGUGCUUUUGACUUUGCGGCUAUGAACGGUCUCAAAGUGAUCUGUUCAAUUCUGUGGAAUACAUUAGAAUUUGGCGAACAAACGAAUCUAAGAUAUUCCACUGAUUCUUUGAUCAUUGAAAAUAUUCCUGGGACAUCCGCAACUCCGGAAUUUGAGCAAACGGAUAGUGGCGAACGAUUUUUAAUCAAUGAAUCAUUUGUUGACUUGUCACAAUUUUCUGUAGAUGCAGAAGACGAACCGUUGAGCAGCCCAAUACCAAUCUGUCAUCUGCUGGCAUAUCAACAGUCAGUUACAGCUUCUGUCACCGUACCAGAUAUUGAAGUGUCCUCAACUGAUGACUCUAGUUCAGAAGAUGAGUAUGUGUGUUAUUUUGGAAUCAAAAAAAGGCGCCUGAAUUAG